Molecule: messenger RNA, 2595 nt
Organism: Plasmodium vivax (malaria parasite P. vivax)
Lineage: Eukaryota; Apicomplexa; Aconoidasida; Haemosporida; Plasmodiidae
Exons: 1
Coding region: 1-2595 (864 amino acids)
Source: RefSeq, a predicted model, not a curated record
AUGGCGGUGCUGAGCAGAAGGCCGCUCGUCCAUUUGGCGAAGGCAAACGCGAAUGUGAAGGCGAAGCAGAACGCGAAAAGGGGGUGGGCGCACCGGAAUGGCGGUGGGAAGAGGGGGUUCUCGCAGCUGGGGGGGGGAAGCGACCCCCCUGCCAGCAGCUUCCCCCGCGGAGGUGACAAGCGCACCCUCAUGAGCGACUUCCACUACUACAAUGUCUUCCUCCUUGGGGGGAGCGACUUGGUAAAGCUAACAUCGGCAUACACCUUUUGCGAAAAUAAAAAUAUGUACGCGUGCAUACUGCUCCACCUGAGCAGUGUGUAUGGCUCCAUCCCAGUUAGGGACGUCUUGAAAGUGUUAAAAAAUAUUUUUGAGCAGAACAAGGCAUCCUUUUCGCACCACUUGGUAAAGGGGAGGAGAGUUACCGACUUGUAUAAGCAUAUGUGUCACCACCUAGACCAGCUAAACACAGCAGAAGUUAUUGCUUUGCUUAAGUGUGCCUGCUACACGACGCAGGAGUUCCCUGUGGAAUGCAUCCGGCUGCUAAGCAGAGUGAUUCUUGCGAAGCCACUGGGGUGUUUCCACCCCAAACAGAUACACGAGGUCUGCUCCUGCUUAAUAAAAAUGAAAAAUGAAUUCUCCUUGAGGAAGCUCACUUACGACGAUGCACUGCAUGUUAAGAUGCGCGAGCAUGUGCGGGGGAGAAUCGCCGCCAGCGAUGCGCAGGCCUUCUUCGAGUACCUCCCCCUGUACAUUGGCCUCUCCAGGGAGACACCAUUAGGGGGGGCCCCUCCUAAGGGUAGCAUCCCUCCCAGUGGUAGUACUACCCCCCCUAGUGGUGGCCCCCCCCUGGAGCGCAACCUUCGGAAGACGUGCGAGCUAAUCUUCCUCAACCACCUGAACGAGCUCAACCGGGAGUCCCUCCUCUCAGCCGUGGGGAUAUUUAGAUGGCUCGACCUGAGGAGUCACUCCAUUUUUCUGCACUUGUGUGACGCCUUCCUACAGCAUGCGCUCAGCUUGGACACCAAAUACGUGGUGCGUUUUUGGAGGAAGUGCCACAGUUUGAGAUUUGCAAAGGGGGGAAGGAGGGGAGAGCCAGAUGGGGGGAAGCCACCUAUUUUAGACGAAACGGUGGGGAGCACCAAAGGGGGAGUGCCCCCCCUCGGUGAGGAGGAACCCCCCGUAGAUCACCUGGAGACACUUAAAAGGGGUGAAGGCCCAUCGGAGGGGGGACCCCCCUUAAGGGGAACCACCCCCCAGGGGGGAAAAGAGAAAAACGGAAAAGGAGAAGCAAACGAAGAAGGAGAAGACAAAAACGAAGGAGGCGAAAACGAAGAAGGCAGCAACGAAGAAGGCAGCAACGUGCUGCUACGCCUCAUCAACAGCAGAGUCUACCACAUGACGCCCCCCCAGUUGAGCCGAGUCACCUACGGGCUUUACAGUUUCGUGGAAAACAUGAGGCAGUACUCUCAGCUGAGCAGCCUGCGGAACAACAUGAAUCUCCUCUUUUCGAUGGCCGUGCAGUAUGUGGUGAAUUGCCUACACAGGGGGGUUCCCCCAGGAGAUGCCAUCCCCAGGGGUAGUGCUAAUCUGUUACGCCCAUCUGAAGGAGACCACCCGAGCAAUAUUAAUAUGAGCACGGAUGUUCUCUACAUAUCUGCGUCAGGUGUGUAUGUUAGUCGGGGGGACCGCUACGGGGAACAUCCCUCGUCGGGGAGCCUCGCAGGAGAUGAUUUCCUUCCAAAUGGUUGCCCCACCCGUCGAGCCAACCUCACACACUCGUGCGACAUCCUACUGAACAUCAGCUUCCUCAACGUGAGUCAGAACCACCGGAAAAAUAAAGACGUCUACGAGUGCGUAAAGAAAAUUAUAACGCAGAAGGAGGACCCCCCAGUGGAGCUGGACCACCUGCUGUCCCUCCUACUCUGCAUCUCAAACGUGUAUAAUAGGACAAGAGAUAACUACGUUUUUCAUUUUUACAAGCAGAUCCUUCCACUGCUGCAGAUGAAUAAGCUCAAAUUUGAUGCACGCCAUUUUAAUAGACUCUCCAUAGCUAUUACUCCUUUGCUGCAGGAGAAGAACAGCUUAAUCGGCAGCUACGUGCACCUACUUUGCUUCUUCAUCGAGACGGAGGUGGUUCCCUUGCGGUCAUGUGUGUUUACACUUCAGCAUGUUAUGAAGAAGAUCUGUGUGAAGCUGGGCGACUCGCUGGCGACGCUCCUGCUGGUGGUCAUCCGCCGCAUCGAUAGCUUCCUCAGCGAUGUGCGCGCCCACGUAGUGUGCGGCGAGAGCUGCGAUAGUGGUGCUGGCGGCGAUAGUGGCGAUGGCCGCAACUCGCUGAGGCCAUUCCUCCUGCUGCACUCGAUCAACGAAAGCACGCUCACCUGCGUCCUCGUCAGCCUCUCCCUCAUUUUGCAAAGUGCCAAGUACGGCACGGCGGCCAGGGACGAGGCCGCGGUGCUCCUGCGCGCAGUGGUCCCCUACGUGUCUACUGCUUCGCUCGAGAAAAUCCCGCGCAAGUACAUUCACGCGGGGCUGCUGGAGGCCCUCCCCCCCGAUGAUACCCGGGUUAGGCAGGUUCUCCUAAGCAGGGCGUAG